Molecule: messenger RNA, 1553 nt
Organism: Eruca vesicaria subsp. sativa (arugula)
Lineage: Eukaryota; Viridiplantae; Streptophyta; Magnoliopsida; Brassicales; Brassicaceae
Source: the annotation of a GenBank genome assembly
GCAAGUUUCUUUAGAUAAAAAAAAACAAAAGGAUUGUUUAGUGAGAGAACCCAAUCUCGGCCAUAGUUAAAGAGCUUCGGAUCUUCAGAGUGAUCCGCUACACACUGACACACAUCCGCUAAAAAUUUAGCCAUGGCUACGACUCAACCCAGCAAACUCUCUCUCUUCCCUCUACUCUCCCUCCUCUGCUUCACCUCCAUUUUCCUCCUCCUCUCCCUCUCUAAACGCGCUUCCCUCUCCUCCCCUUCCACCCACCCAUCCGCUCGCACCGUCUUCCCCCCUAAACCCGACUCUUCCCUCCGCACCACCACCUGCGACCUCUCCCACGGCUCAUGGAUCCACGACCCGAACCCCAGAUCCGCUAGAUACGAUAGCAGCAGCUGCAAAGAGAUCUUCAAAGGAUGGAACUGCGUCCGUAACAACAAAACCAACGGCCUCGAGAUCUCCAAGUGGCGUUGGAAGCCUAACGACUGUGAUCUCCCUCCGUUUGAUCCUCUCGUGUUUCUAGAAACUCACCGAGAUACCAACAUUGGGUUUGUAGGUGAUUCUUUGAAUAGGAACAUGUUUGUGUCUCUCUUCUGUAUGUUGAAGAGUGUGAGCAGCGGUGAUGUUAAGAAGUGGAGACCGGUGGGUGCAGAUCGUGGAUUCACUUUCUUGCGUUUUAAUCUCACCAUUGCUUAUCAUCGAACCAAUCUCUUGGCACGUUAUGGUAGGUGGUCAGCUAAUGCUAAUGGUGGUGAGUUAGAAGCUCUUGGAUUCAAAGAGGGAUAUAGAGUUGAUGUUGAUGUUCCAGAUAGCUCAUGGGCGAAAGCUCCAAGCUUCCAUGACAUUCUCAUUUUUAACACCGGGCAUUGGUGGUGGGCUCCCUCGAAAUUUGAUCCGUUAAAAUCUCCUAUGCUUUUCUUUGAAGGCGGUAGGCCAAUACUUCCUCCUGUACCCCCUGCGGAUGGCCUAGAUCGGGUCCUGAGCAAUAUGGUUAAUCAUGUCGAGAAAACAAAGCGACCUGGGGGGAUCAUUUUCUUCCGGACACAAUCACCUAGGCAUUUUGAAGGAGGUGACUGGAACCAAGGUGGUACUUGUCAAAGACUGCAACCCUUGUUACCUGGAGAGGUUGAAGAAUUCUUUUCGGUAAGGAACAACGGAACAAAUGUAGAAGUUCGUUUGGUGAAUCAACACCUUUAUAACUCCCUCAAAAGUAGAAGAGGUUUCCACAUUUUGGAUAUAACUGGAAUGAGCGAGUACAGAGCCGAUGCUCAUCCGUCGACGGCUGGUGGAAAGAACCAUGAUGACUGUAUGCAUUGGUGUCUCCCGGGCCUCACCGACACUUGGAACGAUUUGUUUGUCGCAAAUCUCCAUAGGAUUAAAGUUUUGUAAACCUGAAUCACAUUCAUUCCAUUGAUUAGUUGGGUCUUCUCCUCUUUUACGUCAUAGUUGAAACCUUUCUUUGUGUUGUAAAUUAUGAUGUUUUUAUCCACCAAAUUCUUCUACAUUUCAUAAUUGAUGUUUUUAUAAAGUUCUUUUUUCAAAAUAUAAGAUAUUUGGAUAUUGUUGAA